AUGUCAGCAAUAGACCCUGACUGCGGAGUCAACGCCAUCGUGAAUUACACCCUGGGAGAUGGAGCAGCUCGUCCCCAAUUUACUGUCAAGCCUGACAGCGGAGAGCUCUGUGUGGCCGCACCAUUGGACCAUGAAAUCAGUAGCGAUUUUGAGUUUCCUGUGGUUGCUACAGAUAGAGGGGGCCUGUCCACGACCGCUAUGGUGAAGAUCCAACUGCUUGAUAUAAAUGACAAUGUACCAACAUUCGCCGUGACGGACUACAAUGUCUCUUUGAAAGAAGGCAGGAUAUCAUCGAAUGAUCCUAUUGUAGCUGUGUCCGCCACAGAUGCAGAUUCGGGAAGAUUUGGUACUGUCACGUAUAGAAUUGUAAACGGUAAUGAUAACGAUGUGUUCAGAAUUGAUAGAGGAACAGGUGAAAUUCUUGUUACGAAACCUGCUUUGAUACAAGCUAAUGGCAAAUAUGAUUUGGAAGUGUCAGCAUCUGAUGGAGGCGGUCUCACUGCACCUCAAGGAGCUGUGGUGCACGUGAGUGUUAUGCCAGCUGGCGUUGGUUCGGCGUUGUUCGAUAAACCAAGAUACAACUUUCGUGUAAGAGAAGACGCUAGAAUUGGGGCUGUUGUUGGAAAUUUGAAGGCUACUGUUGGUGAUAGAGGAAAACAACCGGUCCGGUACAGCAUCGUCUCCGGAGACCCUGACCAUCGGUUCACGAUAGAACCCGUUUCGGGUUCCAUCAGAACUGCAGCCCAGCUGGACAGAGAAUCCACUGCAUCUUACCUGCUCAACGUUCGAGCAACUACAGGAAACCCAAGCAGCUAUGACCAAACUCAGGUUCAAAUUACCCUUGACGAUGUGAACGAUAACGCCCCCGAGUUCGGCACCACUUCGGUGAGAGUGUCGGUCGCAGAAUCCACAGCUGUCGGAUCUGUGGUAUACGCAGCUCGAGCUACUGAUAAUGAUAGUGGGAGGAAUGGACAGAUAACAUACACUCUGCUGUCGGCUACCGGCCCGCCGAACACUUUCGCCGUGAGCAGUCAGCACGGAAUGGUCACUUUACUGAGACCGCUGGAUUACGAGAACCUCGUUAGACACAGCCUAGUUAUAACAGCGAGGGACGCUGGCGCGCCGUCUCUCAGCUCAAACCUGUCGCUGGCAGUCGAUGUACAGGACGUGAAUGAUAAUCCACCAGUAUUUGAACAUGACACAUAUACGGCCAACGUGUUGGAAUCUGAACCUGUCAAUACCAAGAUAUUAGAAAUCCAGGCUGUCGAUAAAGAUACAGGGAAUAAUGCUCGCAUCACAUACAGAAUUGUAUCAGAUAACGCUACAGUCAAUGAUGAAUAUUUUAAAGUGGAACCUACUACAGGAUGGGUGUACCUAUCUAAACCACUUGAUAGAGAAACUGUAUCUAAACAUAGAAUGAUUAUAACAGCUACAGAUAAUGGUAUUCCACCGCUAUCUGCAACUGCUGUGCUUAUUGCUAACGUUAUGGAUGCAAAUGACAAUGAUCCUGUAUUUUCAAAGGCUCGAUAUGAGUUUCAUGUAGAGGAGAACCAGAAAGAUGGAGCAUUUGUGGGAAAGAUAGCUGCGACUGACGCGGAUAUAGCAGAGAAUUCAAUCGUGAGAUACAGCUUGUUUCCAAUGAAUACGAGUUUCAUUAUCAACCCAAUCACAGGAGUUUUAUCUACGAAAGAAGCUUUGGACCGUGAACACAAAUCAUCGUACUCAUUAUUUGCGGAAGCAAGAGAUCAAGGCAGUCUCCCGAGAUCUAGUCGAGUACCAGUAUCUAUUAAAGUUACUGAUGUCAAUGACAACUCGCCAGAAAUUAUUGAUCCAAGGGAGGAUGUCAUCAGUGUACGAGAGGAACAGCAGCCUGGAGCUGAAGUAGCUAGAGUAAAAGCUAUAGAUAGGGACAACGGCAUCAAUUCUUCAGUAACAUAUUCCAUCUUAAAUGAUGGGGACAUGGAUGGUGUAGGAGUAUUUGUCAUUGAUCCACAUACUGGAGUCAUAAAAACUAGUACAGUUCUUGAUCAUGAAGAAAGGUCAAUAUAUCGUUUAACUGUUGCGGCUACUGAUGGUGGCAUUCCUCCCAGACAAACAGUGAGGCAACUGAAGGUUGAAGUGCUAGACCUUAAUGAUAAUAGACCUACGUUUACAAGUUCAAGUCUCACCUUUAAAGUAAAAGAAGAUGCUAUAAUUGGUCACGUAGUGGGUACAGUCGCCUGCUGUGAUAGUGAUGUUCAGGAUAAUCUAAUAAAUAACGAUGAAGAAAAACAAAUAUCAUAUUUAUUGAUGCCGUUAACUACUGAUCAUUCACCUGGAACUUUUGAAAUUGACAGACGUACUGGUUCUUUAGUAGUGGCUAGACAACUAGAUAGAGAGAUCCAGGAAGAAUAUAGGCUAGAAGUUAGAGCAUUAGAUACAUCAGCAACUAAUAACCCUCAAAGCAGUGCUGUGACAGUGAAAAUAGAAAUUGCAGAUGUGAACGAUAAUGCUCCUCAGUGGCCUCAUGAUCCCAUAAAUAUUGAAAUAUCUGAAGUUACUCCUAUGGGUAUGAACGUUUAUAAUUUUACUGCUAAAGAUGCCGACGCUGGUGCCAAUGGAGAACUAAAUUUUCAUAUAGUUUCUUCAUUACCUACAACAAAACAUGUUUUUAAUCUAGAUCCUUUAACAGGAUCUUUGACGCUCACGUCAAACCUAGACUUUGAGACGUUGAAAGAAUAUUGGAUAGUCGUCGAAGCCACUGAUUUAGCUUCUAAUGUUUCUGAAAGAAUGACAACAUCUGCAACAGUUCACAUAUCAAUCACAGACGCAAAUGAUAAUAUACCAACUUUUGUAUCGGCAAAUAGAGUAUCGGUUUCCCUUAAUACUUUAACGGGUACAUUAUAUCAAGCCUUGGCUGUAGACGCAGAUUCUGGUGAUAAUGGGAGAAUAUCGUAUUAUAUUUCUAGUGGUAAUGACCACGCCUAUUUUUCUAUGGAAUAUGAUAAUGGAAAAUUAACUUUGUCAAAGAAGUAUGCAUCAGAUAUAAAUAGAGUGCGUCCUGGUCAGUACAUACUGAAUUUAACUGCUUCAGACCAUGGGAUACCAUUUCCAAGACAAAGUCAUAUGACACUUACAUUAAAUUUACAAGAAUCUACUAAUGUACCUCCUAGAUUUACGGACUCCUUGUAUAGGGCUAACAUAAGUGAAGACAUUCGACCCGGAAGUUUUGUAACAAGGUUAACAGCUAAAUCUUCUAGAGGAAAUACAGGAAAUUUGACUUACAUGAUACCGUCUGGAGUCGCUGACGAUAAAUUUACAAUAGACCAACGUCUUGGCACUGUUACUGUAAAAUCUAAAAUUGACAGAGAACAAAAAGAUCAUUAUGUAUUUCCAGUAUACGUAACAGAUUCCAGUACAUUCCAAUCAACUACCAACUUCGAUUUUGCUACUGUAACUAUCAGUAUUACAGACGUGAAUGAUAACCCACCAAGUUUCAAAUUAGGGUCUUGUUAUCCAAUAACGGUUCCAGAAAAUAACGAAGCAGAAGUUAUUCACACUGUUGUAGCAACAGAUAUGGACAUAGGAGCAAACGGCGUCAUAACGUAUAGCAUAACAUCUGGCAAUAAUGGAAACAAGUUUUCCAUUGAUUCGACUACAGGAAAGCUUACCGCCAAGACAUUAGAUCGUGAAACGCAGGCGAAAUACCAUUUGACAGUUACAGCUUUUGAUCAUGGCUCACCUAUCGCUCUACAAGGUUCUUGCAAUAUAACUGUACUUGUCGAAGAUCAAAACGAUAAUGAUCCUGUAUUUGAUACGGGUCACUAUUCAGCAGCAAUAUCCGAGGAUGCUCCUAUCGAUACCUCAGUAAUAAAAGUGAGAGCGACUGACGCUGAUUUGGGAUUCAAUAAGCGUAUCGUUUAUUCAUUGGCAAACGAAAGUCAAGGGCUGUUUAGAAUCGAUAAUAAAACGGGAGUAAUUUUUACUACUGGGUCGUUCGAUAGGGAAAAAACAAACGUGUACCACUUCGAAGCUGUUGCUACGGAUGAGGGUCGUUAUGUUGCUCGAUCUCAAAGGGUCUCAGUGGAAAUUACUAUUGAUGACGUAAAUGAUAAUAAACCGGUAUUCACGAAGUAUCCAUUCAGAGAACAAGUGGCUACUUUAACGCAACCAGGCCAAAUCCUUCUCCGUGUGUCUGCCACUGAUUAUGACAUUGGUACCAAUGCCGAAGUUCUUUAUGAACUAUUGGAUACGUCCAAUCAUAAAUUCCGCAUUAACCCUACAACAGGAGUACUCACAGCAACCCAAAGUCUUGCUAGCGAAAACGGCAGACUGAUUCAUUUGAAAGUUCUGGCCAAAGAUAAAGGAAACCCGCCUCAGAGCUCCAUUGGCCUUAUCGAGAUCCGAGUCGGAAAUUUUUCUGAUCAAACGCCGACAUUAAAUUUUCAAAACACCACCUACAAUGUCAGUAUCGAGGAAAAUAUGCAAUACGGCAAACAUGUUCUACACGUAACAGCUGUGCGCAGCGACGGUCGCCGGCAAAGGAUCUUUUAUGAAAUCGGAAAUGGAAACGAUCAAUAUGCCUUCGAAAUCGACUCUAACACCGGCGUAAUAAGGGUGAACAAUUCGGCAAAUUUGGAUUACGAAUCGUAUCCGGGCCCUAAGCGGCAACUCGUUGUGGUCGCGCGAACAGAAGGCUCGCCGGUCUUAUACGGUUAUUGCGACGUAAUAAUAAAUCUGCUCGACCAAAACGACCACGCGCCCAGAUUUACACAACAACAGUACAUAGCGAACGUUCUAGAGGGCAACGCUAAGGGCGAGUUUGUCGUGCAACUGGCGGCUAAGGACGGCGACCGCGGCGUGAACGCUCGGAUUCUGUACCACAUUGUCGACGGGAACCACGAUAAUGCGUUCGUCAUUGAACCGGCUUUCUCGGGAUCGGUUAAAACGAAUAUAGUGUUGGAUCGCGAGAUAAGGGAAACCUACAAGUUGACGGUUAUUGCUACCGAUGAGGGUAAUCCGCAGAUGACUGGCACAGCCACUCUGAGGAUCAACGUAGUAGACGUUAACGAUAACCAACCCACAUUCCCGCCACCAAACCACAUCUCGGUAUCAGAAGGAACGGAAAUUGGGUCUGUUCUUACAUCUGUCACGGCGAACGACGUGGAUACGUAUCCUCCACUUAAGUACUCGAUAUUACAUGGAGACAAUAGGUUUUCUAUAGAUCGAUACAGCGGGAAGGUUGUUCUUAAUAAACCAUUGGAUUUCGAAACAAAAAAGACGUAUCAAGUAAACAUAACAGCAUCGGACAGCGAGCACGUCGCCAAAACUACGCUUACAAUAAAAGUGACAGACGUAAAUGACAAUGCACCGGUGUUUGACGAAAUUUCUUACAAUAGAAUAUUACCCGAAGGCACCGGUACUCUAGAAAUUGGGUCAGUCAACGCCAGAGACAAGGAUAGUGGUGAUAAUGGCAAGAUAUCAUAUUCGAUUCUCCGGCCGACUAAUGGUUUCUACAUCGAUGCGACCUCUGGUGCUCUAUUCGUCAACUAUAGUACUCUACCUGCCAAUCAGAGAGACACGCAGCUGGCUGUAGUAGCUACAGAUCAUGGGAAGCCUAACAAGAGUUCAGUGGCUGCAGUCAGGAUUAAUACUGGUGCUUCUUCAGAGAUAAAGCCGUUUAUUGGGCAGGAUACCUAUAGGAUCACCGUAAACGAAGACACAGGAAAAGGCUCUUCGCUUCUACAAAUUGGCGGUAUCAAUGAUGUUCUGAAGAAAUAUAACUUGGACUUUCACAUAAUAUCUGGAAAUGAAGGAAACACAUUCGAUGUCAACGCAGAAGGAGCACUUACCCUUAUUAAUAGGCUGGAUAGAGAAUCUCAAGAUUCUUAUAUAUUAGGAUUAGCUGCAGUGGAACAAGGAAAAAUACUUUCUAAUAAUCAAAAUAAAACAUCUGUUACGAUUUUCGUGACAGUUACAGACUCUAAUGAUAAUGCUCCUAUCUUUUCUACUAAUGAUUUCGAAUUAACAGUUAGCGAAGAUGUUAAAAUUGGAUAUACCUUAACUCAGUUAUCUGCAACGGAUGGUGAUUUAUAUGGAACAUUAAAUUCUGCUGUGGUUUACAAUAUAACCUCGGGAGAUGACAAUAACUACUUUUAUAUUCAUCCAAUCACAGGCGUUUUAACUGUUAAUAAGUCACUUGAUUAUGAUGUUGGAAAUACCGUAUAUAAACUUAUAGUAGUAGCUUGUGAUCAAGGAGUACCAUCAUUGUGUAAUACAGCUUAUGUAAAAGUUGAUAUUAUCGACGAAAAUGAUAAUGCACCGACAUUCCCUGUUAAUGAAUAUUUUGAGACUAUUGGAGAGAAUGAAAGAGUAGGCACUUCUGUUUUUACAGCAAGAGCAACAGAUUUAGAUAAAGGAAAAUACGGAAAACUUAACUAUUCGAUUUUACCUGCAUCUGCUAAUUAUAAUAGGAAUGAGGACUCAUGGAAAAUGUUCCAAAUUGAUUCAUCAUCUGGAUUAGUAAAUACCAACGCAGUUUUUGAUUACGAGCAAAAGAAUAAAUAUGAAUUUACCAUAAAAGCUUCAGAUUUAGGUGGCAAAACUUCUACAGUAAAAGUAAGAAUAGAUGUGGAAAGUCGAGAUGAAUUUUAUCCUCAAUUUACACAAAAGACGUAUAAUUUUGGUAUACCAAAAUCAGGACCAUUGCCAUCUGGUUACGUUAUAGGACAAGCUACUGCUACAGAUAGAGAUAAAGGAAUAGAUGGGCGGAUAGUCUAUCAGCUAUCUACUUCCCAUUCAUUCUUUAAAAUUAAUAGGACAACUGGUGUUAUAAUUUUGAAGAAAAAAGUGGAAUCUGUGUCAAGUCUUUUUAGAUCUGACAAAUCUGUUAGCUUAGUAGUUACUGCUAGUUCUGGAAGACAAGGUUCAUUAACAAAUAAGACUGCAGUUGAAAUUCUACUAGAUCCUCUCGCUGUAGUAUCAGAUAGUAAUUCUUUAAACGAUACAACUUCUGCUUCAAGCGGUGGACUAUCUGAUUGGGCUCUAGGAUUGUUGAUUGCAUUUAUAUUUAUUAUAAUAAUAUUUGCUGCCGCAUUUUUAUUUCUACACAUGAAAAACAAAAGACAUAAAAAAGUCAAUAAGCCUGGCUUGAGUUCUGAAGGAGUAGGCGCUGCUAACAGUUACGUAGAUCCAAGUGCCUUUGAUACAAUCCCUAUCAGAAAUACAGGAACUGUGUCAGGAAAUCAAUUUGCUCCACCAAAAUAUGAUGAAAUUCCUCCUUAUGGUCCUCAUACAGCGAGUUCUAAUUCAGGAGCAGCAACCACUUCAGAACUUUCAGGAUCUGAUCAGUCAGGUUCCAGUGGUCGUGGUUCUGCUGAAGAUGGUGAAGAUGGCGAGGAUGAAGAAAUUAGAAUGAUCAACGAAGGUCCUCUCCAAAGAGAAUCCGGUAUGCAUAGACAAACAAAUGGAGUGGACGACGAUAAUUUGUCUGAUGUCUCAGUUCAUAAUACUCAAGAAUAUUUGGCUAGGUUAGGAAUAGUUGAUACCGGUACUGGUGGAGGAGCCUCGACCUCUUCAAGAAGAUGUUCUGAGAAUGUGGGCAAUAAAGACACAAUGUUACAUCAUGGAGCUAUAGACUCAAUGCAUAUGUUUGAUGAAGAUGGCGGACAUGAAAAUGACAUAACAAAUCUUAUAUAUGCCAAAUUAAAUGAAGUCACAGGUAGUGAAAGAGCCAGUAGUGCUGAUGAAGCUAGUGCAGCUGUAGAUAGAGCUAUGGCAUUAGGAGCCUUUCCUAAUGCUCCAGGUGACAAUACAGCAGUACCGACAGCUGGACCGUCAAUGACUGGCAGUCUAAGUUCGAUAGUACAUUCCGAAGAAGAGCUUACGGGUAGUUAUAAUUGGGACUAUCUCCUUGACUGGGGACCGCAAUAUCAGCCAUUAGCUCAUGUAUUUUCGGAAAUAGCUCGUUUGAAAGACGAUGCAGUUUCACUUCAGAGCGUUAAUAGUGGUGCAUCUAGUGCUAAGAGUAAAGGUACAUCAAUAUCUGGAGGAAAAAGUGUUCCACCUCCAUUAUUAACCACAGUAGCUCCUAGAAGCUGUCCGGCUCCUUCUUUGUCUUGCAGACAGCCUCAGCACCUAUUACCUAGAUCUCCUAUAAGUCAUGACGUACCUGGCGGUUUCUCAGCAGCUGCUGCUAUGUCUCCAUCUUUCUCUCCUUCACUCUCACCAUUAGCAACGAGAUCUCCUUCUAUGUCGCCUCUAGUAGGCCCAGGUCUUCCGCCAGCUUCUACUAGUAGAAAACCUCCACAUUCCACCAUGAGGAUAUGAAAAUAUUGUAAUGUUUCCUAGUAUUUUGUACAUAUUGUAACGAAUAGUAUCUCAUAAGUAUUUUAAUACUAUUUAUUGAUUACCGAUGUGAUCGGUCUAGUAUCAUUUCUCAUUUUGUGCAUUGAUAUAGGACUGUCUUGAAUGUGCUCAAAGUGAUGUAUUAAGCGCUUAUUACCGAUUUUUACGGUAAAUGUAUAUAAAAAUUUAUUCGGGUUAACUUUAUUGUUAAUAUUAGUCUAUAUAUAUACGUAUUAGUGCCUUGUACAAUUUAAAAGAAGACUGCCAUGAUUAUAAUUAUAAAACAAACAGCUUUACUCUAAGCUAUAAGAAUAUGCAAUUUUUAUGUAAGAUUUAUAGAGAUGUAUUUUUAUAAAAUGCAUUCGAAAACUUUGAAGGAAUUUUGUAUUUCGUAUCACAAUAUUAUGUGAUUUCUGGAAAAUCUUUUAUGUAAAGACGUUAUUGUACUGUGAUUUUCGUCUAAGUAUCGAAAAUAUCGGAGGGUCUGUUAAGAAUUACUUGGCAAUGAGAAUGUUGUUAGUUUUACUAAAGUGCCAAACAAUUCUGAAUGGAUGUGUGAUGUAUAUAAUGUCUAUAUUAUUAUUUUUAAGUCCAGACUAUCAGCGGAGUGUAC
Messenger RNA from Achroia grisella, 8938 nucleotides. Its product is annotated as protein dachsous-like. Gene Ontology annotation, cellular component: plasma membrane. Gene Ontology annotation, biological process: homophilic cell-cell adhesion. Bases 1 to 8307 code for a protein of 2768 amino acids. The transcript has 14 exons. The record is from RefSeq and is a predicted model, not a curated record. Gene Ontology annotation, molecular function: calcium ion binding. NCBI's taxonomy places the organism in Eukaryota, Metazoa, Arthropoda, Insecta, Lepidoptera, Pyralidae.